AUGAUUUCUGUUGUGGGCUAUGAAAAUUAAAAUAAUGUCAUAUACUAUGUUGUGUAAUUUGAGAACACUGUUUUAUAAAAAAGGUACUAAUUACUUUAGAGUGAUAGAUUUUCACAAUUUGAAGAACUUCAUCAAUAAUUACUUCCUUAUUUUCCUUUACCCAACUUACCACCAAAAUAAUAUGUGACAGUACUUAUUGGCAAAUCAAUUGAGUAAUUAGAAAAACGCUAAAAAGCUCUUGAUAUUUACAUAAAAGAGUUAAACAAGAAUCCUCGAAUAGUUAAAUCUUAUCAAUUUUAAUCAUUUUUGGGAUUAGCUUAAACUAUAUAAAUGAUUUAUGAAUUUGAAGGAGUGAGUUAACCAAUCAAAGAUUUCACUAUUAAUUUUGAUAUGGGUUUGAUGUUAGUAUUGGGAAGUGAGAAAAAGAGUAUACCAUCUAUUUUUAAUAAAGUAAAUCAGAAUUCAUAAACAUUGGGAACUUUAGAAUGUUGGCUUUAAAAAGAAGAAGUUUUUAAAAAAGAAUGGAUACAUUCGUUCAUUAAAUAAACUACUUGUUUCCAUCAUGAUGAUUAAACUGUUAUAAUUGGAUUUGAAGAUGGUUCACUUACUCUAUUACUGUUAAAUCAAUAAAAUGAAAUAGCAUCAUUAAAAGAAUAUCAUUAACAUUCCUCUAAAGUGCUUUCAGUUUAUUUAGCCAAUGGAUGUUUAUGUUCUGUAAGUGAAUCAGAAUUUAAGUAAUAUUAUUCUUAUUCAUUUCAGAGUAUUCUCAAUGAAUAAAAAUGAAUACAUAAUUAAUUCAUCCCUAAAAGAAAUCAAUGGACUUAUGAUUAGUGAUCAAAAAGCUUAUGUUUAUGACUUAUUAGGCACUAUUUAUAUUUAUGAUCUUUAAAAAAUGUCCCUCUUACUCAAAUUUGAUACAUAAUUAGAAAACAUUAAGGGAAUUACAAAAAAUAACAAUAAAUUAUAUUUUGUUAAUUAAUUUGGAAUUAUUUUAAUCUUUGAAACUGAAACUUAUACAGUUUUAUAAAAAGGGAAAGGAAAGGUAUAAGUAAAAUAAUACAUUAAUUAUGAGAGAGUAAAGAAAUAAGUCAUUCAGAGAGUAGAUAGGUGAUAUAUAUUGGU
This is a messenger RNA of Paramecium sonneborni, 1122 nucleotides long. The record is from the annotation of a GenBank genome assembly. Lineage: Eukaryota; Ciliophora; Oligohymenophorea; Peniculida; Parameciidae.